Molecule: messenger RNA, 1419 nt
Organism: Capronia epimyces CBS 606.96
Lineage: Eukaryota; Fungi; Ascomycota; Eurotiomycetes; Chaetothyriales; Herpotrichiellaceae
Exons: 2
Coding region: 1-1419 (472 amino acids)
Molecular function (GO): tRNA-guanosine(34) queuine transglycosylase activity
Source: RefSeq, a predicted model, not a curated record
AUGGAGGAAGUAAGCAGUGCCUCUUUGGCGCAGUUACCGCACGAAAUGCUCAAAUUCGUUCUGCAACAUACGUCUGCUUCAGAAGGCGCCGCAAGACUGGGUCAAUUGUCCUUCCGUGCCAGACCUACCACCAUCAAUACACCGCACUAUCUUGUCCCGACAUCUCGAGGCGUGAUACCUCACCUGUCGCAGGAUAAUGUGCAGAGACACACCAAGAUUACGGCGGUAUAUUUGCCGCUGGAAGACUUCAUUGAGAAGUCGCAUGCCGAUGCGCCCAUCUACAGCACGCCUGUCCAGAAAGGCGAGUCACGGUUACGGCGGUACACAUGUCUACCUGACCAGUGUCUGUCCGUGGUAGGGCCUCGCCGAGUCCCGAGCAUCUCUCCUCCCGCGCAUAACACGAAUUCGUCGAUCGCGAUUUCAACCUCGUAUGGAUUCCGAUUUCUCGAGGUGCAACAGUACAACAAGGCGGUCAAGGACCUGGAUGUGGAUGUCUCGGUGAGUCUGGCUGACGUGGUCACCGCGGAGACGGCCAGCGCAAAGAGAAUCGAGAAGAGUGCCGACAGAACACAUGCCUGGCUUGCAGACAUGGUAGAGAGCCAGCGGGGUGAUGCCAGUGAAGCUACACCCGUGUUUGCCUCCAUUCCACCUCUCGAACCACAACUGUUGUCACUAUAUCUCUCCGACCUACGCGACGAAUACACAUCGCACAUAUCAGGAUUGUGCAUCUACUCGCCCUCCACCAUGGUCGCGGUACCGGAGGGUCUGCGGCAGCUACCGACAAUCUGCCUGGACGAUCCGCCGACGCCGCAAGCAGUGCUUGCGGCCAUCUACGCCGGCGUGGAUUUGAUCACCGUGCCGUUUGCGACCCAAUCCUCCGAGUAUGGCAUUGCAUUGUCCUUUUCUUUUCCCUUUCCAGGCUCGACGGAGCCGUGUCCCUCGGAGCAACCGCUCGGGACUGAUAUGUGGUCCACGACGCACGCCACUGAUCUGUCACCAUUGAGUCCGGACUGCGAAUGCUACACCUGCCAACGCCACCACCGAGCCUACGUCCAUCACCUGCUGCAGGCCAACGAAAUGCUGGCGUGGACGUUGCUGCAGAUCCACAAUUACAGCAUCAUCGAUUCUUUGUUCGCCAGUAUCCGCCGGAGCAUUGCACAAGGGACGUUCGACGCCGACGUCCAGACUUUCGGCCGAGCUUAUCGGUCCGAGUUGCCCAAACAGACCGGCCAAGGGCCCCGAGUACGGGGAUACCAGAUGAAGAGCGUGGGCCGGGGCGAGCCGAAGAAGAAUCCCCGGCAGUACGGCAGACUGGACGACCAGGUGCAGAAGCUGGCGGAAGCGGAGUCUGGCGUGGCCACCCCAGACGGCGAUGCUGAAGAUAUCGAGAAACAUGGGUUGGCAAAACGGGUAGAAUAG